This is a messenger RNA of Cygnus olor (mute swan), 8327 nucleotides long. It is a transcript of the gene PLEKHA7, whose product is annotated as pleckstrin homology domain containing A7. Lineage: Eukaryota; Metazoa; Chordata; Aves; Anseriformes; Anatidae. The record is from RefSeq and is a predicted model, not a curated record. Gene Ontology annotation, molecular function: protein binding. Bases 3462 to 6785 code for a protein of 1107 amino acids. The transcript is spliced from 23 exons. Gene Ontology annotation, biological process: cell-cell adhesion mediated by cadherin; epithelial cell-cell adhesion; zonula adherens maintenance. Gene Ontology annotation, cellular component: zonula adherens; pore complex.
GUAUAGCUUGAGAUAUAGAAGAAAACUGUUUAAAUCUUUGCUGAAAUUACAAAGAAUGUCUUCUCAGUUUACGCUUCUCUAGGCUUCUCUUGUGUUUUGAUUCUUGGGGUGUUUUAAAAUCACAGACUGUCCUUUGUUGCAUUAGGAUUUAUUUUCAAGUGGGUAGUGGUUUGAAAUGUAUUAAACAAAUAUUAACCUGGGAGAUGUGUUUUAAAAAAGACCUGGUGCUCUUUAUGGAAAUAUUUGUUAUACUUUUUCAAAUACAUUGAAUGUGAGAUAGCAGGACAAGCUACAAAAGAACCUUUGUUAAAAAAGUGAGUUCACUCUAAUAUUUAUUAAGUGUGAUUCAUGAAGUUCAUUUCUCAAGCCUUUUCUUAGGCAGAAGCAGAUACUAAAAAAAGGAGGGCCCAAUGUAUAUUUAGGCGUCUACAUGUCUUACUAUUAGUGUAGGCUGGGGAAGGAGAUGAAGAAACUAGCAAUAGUAUCUACUUAAACCAUGUUGCUUUGGUGUUUUAAAAAUAUCUUUCUAAUUUCAUGGAAGGAUGUUUGCAAAUGUUCAAGUGCACGUUAGGAUUGUUAACCAGUUUAAGACAUCAGUGAUAAAGGGAAAAGAACCCUGGUGCAUGAAUGCAUAUGUAUGUACACACACACAUAUAUACACACACACAUACAUAUAUUUUUAUGUAUAUGAACAUAUAUAUGCACAUGUAGUUCCUAUGUGACCUGUUCUGUAGGCAAGGUCUCAGUCACUGCUGCCUCUCUCUUCCUGCAGAACAGAACCCAUGGUUGUGAUCAUGGUUAAACAUUUCGGAACCAGUUGCAACCUUUCUCAGUUCUGAAUAUUAUACCCAUACGAGCUCUACUAAGUCUUUAAUCUGAGUCUUCUCUGAAAAUUAGCAUGAGCCAGUAACCUGGAAUUUUCACUGUAAGGUUGUUAGUAAAAAGUUGAUAGAGAAAUAAGGAGUUGUUGGUAAAACAACCUCUAUGCUAGAAAACUGAUAGAAAAAAUCCACAUCAUACAUUUCAGGUUUUGAAGUUCAUUGGGCCAGUCUUGACUCUGCUUGAGGUGUUUGAUAAUUGACUGCAGGCUUGACGUUGCAGUUUCAUGCUUUUAGAACCAACUCCUAGGGCAGUAGGAGGAUUUUGUGUGAUUCCUGUCACAAAGACCCAAUCCAACGCUGGCGGCAUCGGCUGUGGGUGCAGCGUGGCAGGAGCCCGGCCGUGCUGGCAUUCCAUCACUCACCAGCCAUUACCUUUAUCUAAUCUGCUUCGAUAGCUAGGGCAUGGAUGGACAUUCUGUCUCACAACAUAGCACAGCCAGAAAUAGAAAACACAAGAAGAUUAAGCCCAAAAUAAAGAUCGGACUUUUUCACAUUUAAGUCCUGAAUGAGGAGGAGAAUGCGCCACGUCGCUUCUUGCAUUUGGCCUGUCAUUUACUCCAGUUGUUGUACGCUGUUUGGUACAAUAGACACCUCCAUUUUCAAUGACUUUUUUAAGUAGCAGUGAGUUUUUUAAGCCAGGUAAGCAGUCAAUCUCUGAAAAUUUUAUUUUGUAAAACUAAAAGAAGGAAAUUUACUUAGCAAAUACAUGGAUGCUUUUUGUAUGAUUCAAUUAGAAGACUGUUUGCAAAAUACAUGCUUAGUAGGAUAUAUGCUAAGCCCUGUAGCAGAUAAAAUGUACCCUGUUGACAUUCUCAAACUUGUGUUCCUUACUUCACCUCCUAAAGUCCGGUUUAGGAUUUUUUUAAAUGCUUGACAGUGACAGGCCUGUAGAAUAGUGUAUGGGCUGUUCAAAUCCCGUCAAGACCUACUUUGAAGCGUAGGAAUUUGCAUAUUAAAUUAUUUUGUUUAGAAACUUUGCUUCUUUGUCCUUGACAAACUUUUCACAUUGUUCAUUUGUCCCAAGCAAAGUCCUGUGAUUAGCUACAAGCUACUCACCUUAAGCUGUGCCUUUAGACUGUAAGAUCUUGGCUGCACAUUUACUUCCGCAGCUAACACAGUUAUUUAAUUAACUGCUCUAUUUCUUCAUAUAGUAAUUUUGUGCUGAUGCAGAUGUGAGGUAUCACGAAUCCUUUGUCUGGACUUUACUGUGAAAAAUUGUGCACAACAUUAAUAUAUAACUGAAAAUACUCCCUGUGACAGAGAAUUUACUGUACUUCUCAGUGUUACAGUUGUAAACAUUAUCAGCAAUUUAUGAAAGUUAAAGUCAUUGCAGUCUCUUCAGAAGCCUCACUGUCCUCAGUUAAGAUUAUUUUAAUUGAUCUUGUGUGUUAAAAAUAUGAGAGAAUACUCAAAGUAAAUUCAUUAUACAAAUCUGACUUUGAUAUAAAUCGAGAAAAUUGGAAGGCGUACUUGUGUCUGCUGUAACAAAAGCAAGAAAACUUGCUUGAAAAAGCAAGAAAACAAGCAAAGCCGUUGUAUGGAAGUAUAUGUCUGCAUUUAGGUACAUAUCUAAAUGCAAAUAGAAUCAAUGAAGUAUGCUCUGACACUUGUCUAAGAGACAGGAAGUACCACUGGAGUUAGAAGUGAAGAAAACAAAACUCCUUUAGAUACUACCCAUGGCAUUUUUUCAGAGAUCUACAGAGUCAGUGUGAGGACACUCAGAGCCAAGGAAGCCAGGCCAAAACAUUAUUUCCAGAAGAUGCUACUGUGCCUCUUUUUUUUUUUUAAACAUCUUUCCAUUAUUGAUACUGAAGACAUAAUGAUGCAAGUAUCUGUUCAUUGCUUAGACCUGAUGGCACCAGGACAGACUUAUUUCUUUGCCUGUGAUCUCACUGGUUUUCUUAAAAAAAAAAAAAUCUGAUGUUUUGUUCCUUUGUGUUCUCACAACAAUUUUUGGUUCCUUAGGCUCCCAUAUUACUUAUAAAGCUUCACUGGGUCUGGGGAGUCAUUUAAGAAUUUGAAAGAGAGGAGGGAAGGUACCAGCAUCUAGAAGUUCUGAAAAAGCUCAGUAUUACUUGAGGGGGAAAGACAAGUUAGAUUGUAGUGUGUUGUUGUGUUUAUAGUAAAGGGACAGAGUAUUGUUGUAAUUUUUGUUCAAAAAUGCUUCAUAAAUAUCAAACUUUAGAAGAAGGUUGGGUUUCCGCUAUUUUAUAGCUUAUUGGGAGCACUAAACGUGAAGGUUGCAAUUAUUAUAAAAUUGUUCCUUUCCCUCUGUUCAGUAAACUCUGCCUUUUUCUCUCGUAGGAGUUUUAAAUUAAUGGGAGAGAACAUAACAGCUGUAGACUUUAGCUACUGCAUACUUUUAUUACUACAGUCUUUUGUUAAAUAUUUUCUUUGGAUACGUGAAUCUUUACACAAUUUAAACUUGUUUAACUUUUUGUCCUUGUCUUGUUCUGUCAAUACGGUCUUGGGGUUUACUCUCCAUUUCUCCUUCUGUGCAUUAUGGGAGAGAGACUGCUUCUCUUCUCAAUCUAUCCACAUUAAGGCAUCUGAAUGCAUGAAUAGGCAGAGCAUUCAGGGAUGCGGACAUACUACUUCAGUGCAGAUACCCAGGAGGAUAUGAAUGGCUGGAUCCGGGCUAUGAACCAAGCUGCUCUUAUGCAAACACGCUCUUCACUGAAGAGGGAAAAUGAAAAACUGGAUCAGCAGGCUGUUCCCCAAGUCAAUCAUGUGGAUGCCUGUAAAGUGUGUGUGAAGUCAGAGAGUACAGAUACAAAAGAAAGUUAUCAAAAAUCUGCUGAAAUGCUUGGUUAUGAUAAGCGUGAAGAAACAAGAAGAGAAAAAGAGGAGGAGGAGCGUUAUAUCCUCAGAAAAGAAGCUCCGGACUCUAAGAAGGGAAAGGCUAAGCAUGCGUUAACAGAAGUUGAUUCAUUAUUUCCAGAUUUAACAAAUGCACCACGGUCUCAAGCAGCUCAGCCUCUGCCUGUUGAGAAGAAUGGAACGCUUCCUAGUUCAUUAAGUAUGAGUGCUGGCCUAGUGGAGCAGAAUGGUACCAGCUCAUAUAAAAGAGGGUUUGUUCCCAGAACAAAUCCAGAUAAACAGAUUCAAAGAAAAAGUAAUAUGGCUCAAGUGGAGCACUGGGUAAAAGUCCAAAAAGGAGAUACAAAAAGCCUUGCUUCUGAUCAGACUCUUACACGUCAGGGCCCUAAUCCACCUUUUCCUGAAAACUAUCACACUUUGCCAAAGAAUACCAGGCAGCCUUCAGGGAGCUCACCACCACCACCAAACCGCAAUUUGCCGAGUGACUACAAGUAUGCACAAGACCGUGUUAGCCACUUGAAGAUGUCCCAGGAGGAAAGGAAAGCAAAUAAGGAUGGAACUGUUUGGCAGCUCUAUGAGUGGCAGCAGAGACAGCAAUUUAAGCAUGGCAGCCCCACUGCCCCGCUGUAUGUAGGCUCUUCGGACUUUAUGGAUCGGGGUAAGUCAAAAAGUUCGUUGGAUGUUCCACGAUCAAUAUCCGUUCCACCCUCUCCAUCUGAUAUUCCUCCACCUGGGCCACCGAAAAGCUUUCCCCCGAGGAGACCACACACUCCUGCAGAAAGGCUUACAGUUAAACCAUCUGAUGAGAGACAGACUGCAGACAGCCCUUUCACUGGAUCACCCAGGAAGAUACAAAGUCAUGCUGUAAAGAGCUCAGCUCACAUUGAUCGACGCUCCAUGCCAGCUAUGGGCUACAUGACCCAUACUGUGAGCGCGCCCAGUUUGCAUGGCAAGUCGCCUGAAGAGCUAACAUUGCUUCUCAUUCGAUUAAGGAGACAUCAGGCUAAGUUGGCUAGUAUACGAAAUUAUACAAUCGCACAAUUGCUGCAGCACUUGCCAACUAAUUCCACCUAUCAGGCUGAUGACACUUACAUCCAGCUGAAAAAGGAUUUGGAGUAUUUGGAUCUGAAGAUAGAAAAUAACGGACCUCUGAUCAACAUGAUUUACAAAGUGCUGAAGAACUCAGCACAGGGGUUACUUUCCAGUAUACAUGUGACAGGGCGUGACACAUUAAAAGAACGAAGUACAAAACCUGUCAAGAUUGCAGAAAGUGAUAUUGAUGUCAAGCUGAGCAUUUUCUGUGAGCAGGACAGAAUUCUGCAGGACUUGGAGGACAAAAUUAGAGCUCUUAAGGAAAAUAAAGAUCAGCUGGAAUCAGUUUUGGAGGUUUUACACAGGCAAAUGGAACAGUACAAAGACCAACCACAGCAUGCAGAAAAAAUUUCCUACCAGCAGAGACUUUUGCAAGAGGAUCUCAUACAUAUUCGGGCUGAAAUAUCCAAAGUUUCGACGGAAAUGGAAAAUGCCUGGAAUGAGUAUCUGAAACUAGAAAAAGAUGUGAGCCAUCUGAAAAAAGCCUUACAGGAACAGAUGAAUAGUUCUUUGGUAUCUCAGGAGAAAGCACAAAUACAAAAAGACUUGUGGAGGAUUGAAGAUGUUACAGCUGGCUUGAGUGCAAAUAAAGCAAAUUACAAAACCAUAGUAGACUCUAUCAAGAAUCCAGAGAGAAAAAUAGUGCCUUCAUUUUCUCAGUCUACAGUGCCUUCCUUACCAGCUUCUCUCACAACCGUGGAGAGCAAACCCUCCAUUCCGCAGAGCCCUCCACCCAGCCCGGUCAAACCUUCUUUGGAGGUCAGGCUGUAUCCACAGCCUUAUUUCCAGGCCAGAACACAGCACCAAGCACCGCAGCUGAAAAAAAUUGAGCCGCCUCUUCAGUCGCCAGUUAGGCUAAAGCCAAAGGUUGAAGAUGAAGCACCACCCAGACCUCCUCUCCCUCAGUUAUACAGUCCUGAAGAUCAGCCACCAGCCGUUCCACCUCUCCCAAGAGAAGCCACUGUCAUCAGGCACACAUCAGUGCGGGGCCUGAAACGUCAGUCAGAUGAAAGAAAGAGAGACAGAGAACUAGGACAGUACGUAAAUGGAGAUUAUAGGGUAGAGCUGCGUUCAUAUGUGAGUGAACCAGAACUAGCAACGAUAGGUGGUGACCUCAGCCAACCUUCCAGCGGUUUAAUAAGCUCUGAUAGUGGAUACCAGACAUUACCUACCCGUGGUUUAUCUGGAUCAACUUCCAGAUUGCACCAAUCAUCUACCAUUUCAUCAUAUGCAACGCUUCGAAGGGAUAGGUCCAAGGACAGACCAAAGAGUGCCUUGGAACGUUUAUACUCUGGAGACCACCAAAGAGGCAAGAUGAGUGCAGAGGAGCAACUAGAAAGAAUGAAACGACAUCAGAAGGCGUUAGUUCGGGAACGCAAGAGAACUCUUAGCCAAGGAGAAAGGCAGUCUCUUUCAUCUCGGUCUUUCGUCAGGCCCAUUUCUGCAGACAUAGGCUCAUGGAAACGAGAGCAAGAAUUUGAUUUGCAGUUACUUGAGAGGGCCAUUCGUGGAGAAGACAAGGAUGAAAAUGAAUGGCUAAAAGUUCAGCCAAUAGCAGUAGCAGUAACAGAGACAGACCUGGAGCCUCAAGACUAUGAUUUAGAUAUCAGCAGAGAGCUUUCAAAACCUGAGAAGGUUGCAAUUCCAGAACGCUAUGUUGAGAUGGAGCCAGAAGAACCUCUUUCUACAGAAGAACUGGCAGCAAGGCAGCGUAAAGCAGAGAAGAUAAAGAGUAUUCUUACUAAAUCAAGUAUGCACAAUCUACAGCCUACUAUUGCCCAGGACAAGCACAACUCAGUUGAUUUAGAUUCACAGCUGCAAGAGCAGGAACGCAUCAUUACCAUAUCAUACGCUUUGGCUUCUGAAGCCUCUCAGAGGAGCAAGGAGGUAGCAGCUCAGCAGUUGACCUUUCCACCUAAAGCACCCUCACCUUCUGUACCACAGCCAUCUCACUCCCCCUUAAGCAAUGGAUUUCACUACACAUUUGUUUAAACACCUUAAAACCAAAGCAGUAAGCGAGCACUGACGUAAGACUCAAAGCAAAUCCCACCUAGUGACACUGCAGAGAAGAAAGAGGAGAUUCAUUACCUGCUUUUUGUGGAGAUGCUCAUCGGCUGAUCACACGUUCUUUUGGAAAUAUGUUCAGAGAAUAAUGGGGGGAUUUUCUAUGAAAAUGAAGAGAAUUGCAAAACAUUUUAUUCUGAAUUCAGCUUAGUUCAGACUUUUUAUAUGAAUAAAUGGCACUUUUAAUAAACUCUGUAAAAUACUGACAAUGUAUUUUUAGAACAGAAUGUAUUUUAGAAUUUGUUUAAAUCAAGGGCUGCAUUCAUUUUAAGAGGAACUACUUAGGUAGUUGUUACAGGAUGCUGUUACUUCCCCCUCAGGCUCAGAUGCACAAUGUAAAGUUUCAUGAAAAAAAUGUAAAUUGAACAGUCUUAGAUGCACAUUCAUAGGGUAUGGGUAGAGCUAACUCAAGUGAGAGGUUUAAUGCAAGGGUGUUUUGGAUCGAAUAUUUUUGUAGAGUUAAUCACCCACCCUUUUGCCCAUGAAAUGAUAUUUUGCAAGGAACUUUUAGUUUGAUUUUCUAAAUAUUAAUAACCACUGUAUAGAUGAAAUUUUCCAUGAAAGCCAUAAUGAUAACCAGUUUUAACUCCUGUCUUCUUUCUUGAUUGCGUAUGAUUAACUUGAUGGUAUCGAUAUACAGUCUUUUAGGUUGCUCUUGACAGUAGUAACAAACAGCUAACAGAUUAUAUAUAUUUUUUUUUAAAGUUGAGAUGUGGAAGAAGAAAACUUUAAAUUACAAUAUGUGAAGUAAGCAAUAAAAAAUAGGGCAUGCCAUUUUACUAGAAAAUAUAUUUUUUUCUUUUGAUUUUUUUUUUCAAUAAACAGUAUAAUAUGAUGUAUUGACUAGUAUUUAUCCUGGAAAAGGUAAAACUAACGUAACAUGGCACCUGCUAAUUUUGUACGUAAGUUCUCCUGGUGCUUUACUUUGCCAAACUUUGAAAUUCAGUGUUUUACUUACUUAUAGGGCAAAGGGUGAGGUGGUUACAUAAGGAGAAAAUAAGAUUAAAUGAAUGGCUGCAACUGCUUUACUUGAAGAAAACAGAACUGAGUGCAAGAUAUGCAAAAAUUGCCCAAUACUAUGUAAUGGUUAGUUGAGUUCAGCUCUAGAUGAGAAAUGGCUGACAAAUACUUCUGGAGUAUUUUAUGAAACCACUAACUUGUUUGCUAUAUCCAAGUGAUAGAUAUAGUCCCCUGGAAACUGACUGACCUUCAAGUUUCAGAUUUUGACAGAAAUCAUAUUAUAUUAACACUGUACUCAGAAAUACUCUUAAAAAUAUAUAUUUAGCUAAUGUAAUCUAUUUUACCUCAAUACUGCCAGUAUCAACUUCAAAGCCUUUUGCCAAAAUAAUGAUUUAUUUUUGCCUUUAUAAAAAGUUUUGAAAGCAUAAAUGACUAUUUUGCAAGAAAACAUUAAUUUAAAUAAAAUGUAACAGUUUGGAAAAUGGUAUAUGUACAGAUUAAAAUAUUAAC